Olea europaea var. sylvestris is the source of this 1201-nucleotide messenger RNA. Its product is annotated as protein unc-50 homolog. Bases 180 to 950 code for a protein of 256 amino acids. NCBI's taxonomy places the organism in Eukaryota, Viridiplantae, Streptophyta, Magnoliopsida, Lamiales, Oleaceae. The record is from RefSeq and is a predicted model, not a curated record. The transcript is spliced from 9 exons. Gene Ontology annotation, cellular component: Golgi membrane.
CUCGGGCCUCAAACUUAAAUGGGCCCAUUCGCAGCUGAGCGAGAGAGCGAGAGAGAGACGAACAAGACGGUACAAGUGCUGUGAAAUUGAACAAAUCUUUGAUCGGGCAAUUGAACAGAACGAAAAAGGAAUCGUGUAAAUCAGAGAAGUGAAGAAGAAUAAGUAGAAGGAACAAGAGUAUGCUGCCUACCUCUUCAUCAACAAAAGGGCGUUCGGGUUCUCAUACCCGACCCAAUUCUUUCCUCCCUCAGUACCUCCGCAGAAUAAUCAAGUGGCAACAAAUGGACAUUGAAUAUACUUUUUGGCAAAUGCUUCACCUAUGUACCUCCCCGAAAGUGGUAUAUCAACACACGAAGUACCAUAAGCAAACAAAGAACCAAUGGGCACGUGAUGAUCCUGCUUUUGUUGUGAUAUGCAGUCUUCUUUUGGCAGUUUCUACAAUAGCUUAUUGUGCAGCGUAUGAUCAUAGUGCAGGACAUGCUGUUUUUGUAGUUCUUUCAGUACUGCUUUUCCAUUUCCUAAUAACCGGGACAGUUUUGGCUACAUUUUGUUGGUUCUUUACAAACAAUUAUCUUCGAGAAGAAGCUCCAAACAGCCAUGUGGUGGAGCAAAGGGUAGAGUGGCAAGUUCUCCUCUUUUCCCUUCCAUUUUUUGACAUCUCCAUUUUAUUUGAUAAUAUCCUUAUUUACGUUGUGCAUUAUUUUCUAUCACCUCUUCUUGUAGCUCAUGGUUUUGUUCCUGAAUUGUUAUCAAAUUUGCUCUUCAUGGUGGCUCUUUCCUACUAUCAUUACAUCAAUUUUUUAGGCUAUGAUGUAUUGCCCUUUUUGGAGAGAACGACUUUAUUUCUAUAUCCAAUUGGCAUUGUCAUAGUCCUUUCCCCUAUCUUGAUAUUGAGCGGCUUCAAUCCAUCAAGAUAUUUUAUGGAUGUGUUCUUCAGUCGAUUUCUGUAGAUACAGCUAAACAUUGAUUCUGAACAUGACACAAGGAGAUCCAGUAAGAUACUCUAAACACGUGAUAGUUAAAUGAGCUCGUUUGCUGGUUCUCGUUCAUUUAUGCACAAGGGAUGGUCAUGCCAUGGGGAAGCUUCAGUAGGUCUGAUUAGGUCUUUUGGCGGCUGAAAAUAUUGUAAUUGAGUGGAGGAUUUUCUUCGAACUGAAAAUAUUAAUUAAUGGAGUCAUUUAUACAACCACUGCGUUUUUAA